Molecule: messenger RNA, 812 nt
Organism: Exophiala oligosperma
Lineage: Eukaryota; Fungi; Ascomycota; Eurotiomycetes; Chaetothyriales; Herpotrichiellaceae
Exons: 3
Coding region: 52-489 (145 amino acids)
Source: RefSeq, a predicted model, not a curated record
CUUCAGUGAUCGCACCCAAGCAUGGGCUAGAAACCAGCUUGUUGCUUUUAGAUGGACUUAUUUCACACCAUUACGCAGACCAUAGACAACGUACUGACUUGUGACUGGUACGACACCUUCAAGAAUUACAAAAUGAGCAGCUCAGAUUCCGCCGAUAAAACUAUGGAUACAGUGCCAGGAGGCGAAACUCCGCAAUACGAGUCCAUCAAGACACAAACGCUCCCGACCUCAAAGCAGAGAGGCCAGCUCGGCUCUGGUCCAAAUACCUCUGAAGAAGCCUCGAUAUCGGAUGACCGUGCACAAAAGACAGCCGACAAUAUUCGAUAUGGCCAAAACAUCUCGGAAUUCGGUGUAGGAGGGAAGACAAAUUCUUCGAUUGGCUCCGCUGGUCAAGAAGGUGGUUUCGGUGGUACACCAGAUCAGAGCAGCAAACAACCAGACUCGCGACCGAAGCAAGGUUACGGCCCCGGUUCUGGUGUUGGCGCCUGAAAAUGCAUCGAAGUGGUGAGGAUCUUGUAUUAUAAGCACAUAUCAUGGCGAAACAUGGACGGUCGUUGGUGGCUUGUCGAAGUCGGUAGAGACUGACUGGGGAGGCCCAUCCGCCAUAGGAGGAGUAACAGGUUGUUCUGGUACCUUGUCCUUUGGUUCAACUGGUCUCUUGGCUUCUUUCAGCGACUCGAGGGUCACUCCCUUGCCCAACUUUGUGAUUCCCACCACCGGUGGAUCGCCCUUUUUGACGAAUUCGUACAACCCGGGUAGUUUGUUUCCAGCCAAUCUAAAGGCGUCUCGCACGACUUGUUCGUGAAUAUUUC